AUGUCUCUUACCUAUGAUUGGAAGACCAAGGUCCGCCAGCAUAUCUACCUUGCACAAGAGGCCGUGAGCACGGGAGAUUAUGCAGUCCUUGAUAUUAUCAACGCACAGGAAUAUAUCAAUAAUGUUAAUCCGAUCGCGGCCUGGCACAGCUCUAUACUCCCCAGAUAUCGGAGUGUUGAUGUUGAACAUAAACUGAGGGAUAUUAACCUUGACGGGGUGGAGCAAUCUGAGAGUAACUUUAGUGAGUUCACUAAGACUGUCUGGAAGCUCCGGGAGGACCCAAACCCUGAUCGGGAUGGAUGGGAGAAUAUCAUUCUUCAAGAGAUUGAUAAACAAAAGAAGAAAAGUAAUGAUCUGCUUGACUGGAUGGGCCAGCAGGCAAUUGCUAUCAUCCAAACAUUACCUGGAUCAGCUCGCGAGACAGCUGCCCAGAUAUUCAGGGCCGGCCUGAAUUUCGUUAUUGACUUUUUUAAAAAGGUUGGGGAGACAUUUAAGGGUAUUGUCCAAUCGGUUGUGGACUUUAUCAGUGGGAUAUGGACUAGCGUUGUCCAGGCCACAGAUUCAGUGAAGCAGUGGGCACAUACUGCUGUAAAUGCCAUUAAAGGGAUCUUCUCGCAGACAAGGAUGGAAACUGCAACCAUUAUUGGAAUCACACAGAUUUUGUUCGCUGCCGCUGGUUUAGCCCUGGCGGUCCGACCGGUAAGCGAUGCUCCUAUAUGCUUCUUGGUUGCAAUCUGA
This is a messenger RNA of Aspergillus alliaceus, 738 nucleotides long. RefSeq lists its product as uncharacterized. NCBI's taxonomy places the organism in Eukaryota, Fungi, Ascomycota, Eurotiomycetes, Eurotiales, Aspergillaceae. The coding region runs from base 1 to 738 and encodes 245 amino acids. The record is from RefSeq and is a predicted model, not a curated record. The transcript has a single exon.